Hydra vulgaris (swiftwater hydra) is the source of this 1352-nucleotide messenger RNA. RefSeq names its product homeobox protein engrailed. The record is from RefSeq and is a predicted model, not a curated record. Gene Ontology annotation, biological process: brain development; central nervous system development; regulation of transcription by RNA polymerase II. NCBI's taxonomy places the organism in Eukaryota, Metazoa, Cnidaria, Hydrozoa, Anthoathecata, Hydridae. Gene Ontology annotation, cellular component: nucleus. Gene Ontology annotation, molecular function: RNA polymerase II cis-regulatory region sequence-specific DNA binding; DNA-binding transcription factor activity, RNA polymerase II-specific.
UCAUUUUAUUUUAUUCAAGUAAUGCUUAAGUAGCUGGAGGUGGGGUUUAUUUGGUCAUUUACACGAUCUGUUAAAUGCUAAGAUGGUGGAGCUAGGGGAACUAAUAAGUACUGAGACAAGUAACCGUCGCUUAUUUUCAAUAGACUCCAUUUUGUAUCGUGGAAUUUAUCAAACAAAAAAGUCAAACCUGGAAAAACAAAUUUAUAUUCCAAAAGAUGAAUUCAAUGAUCGCAUUUCUGAUUCAAAACAUUUUACAACAUUGCACCAAACUCAGGAAAAACCAAACGGCGUGUGCAAUGACCCAAUAGAAAACAAAAUAAACUGCACAUGCUCUAUAUGUAACAACUCCAACGUUAUUGAAAAAAAAAAUUUUUUGAAUCGGGAAAAAAGAUUUUAUUACGACUACAAUCCAAUCAAAAACGAUACAAAUUGGUAUGGAUGCAAAAGAUCUGCGCAUUGCAAUAAAAGAAGACGAACUAUUUUUACCAUUUACCAACUAGAGCGUCUCGAAUGCGAGUUCCAACAGCAACAGUAUCUAGUUGGACAUGAAAGACGAUAUUUAGCAAAAGAUCUGGGCUUAAAUGAAGUCCAAGUUAAAGUGUGGUUUCAAAAUAGAAGAAUUAAAUGGCGAAAAUCGAGCUUACAUCACAAUAUAGAUAUGCAAAUAUUACCAAUGGAAAACUCAAUGUGACAGAUCUUUAUAAAAAAAAAAAAUUUUUUAACUAAUCGACUAAAGAAAGAAAUUAAUUGUACAUAUUUGUAUAUAUAGAGAGAGCUGUAAAUAUGUUAAAAUAUGCUAAAAUGAUAAUUUUAUUUAAAAUGUUUUAUGUAAAAAUAAAGUUUAAUUUGUUUUUAUUUUUACUCAUUUAAACAAUAUUGUUAUCAUACGUAAACAAAGGUAAACAAAUUUUCAUUAAUUUUUAUUUUCUGUGGUUGAUAACUAAUUUUUUUAUUUACAAUUUUAAAAGUAUACUAUAUGAAUUAAUUAUAAGAGCUUUAUAACUUCAAAUAAAUAAAAAAAAAUCCAUUUUAACAAUAACCAUUUCAAUGGUAUAAAGCCUCAAACAAUAACGUUGGUUGCAAAAAAGUGAUUGUACUCGUCCAACAAUAGGAUUGAUCAUUUUUUAUCGAGGAUAUAACGUUAGUCACUAACAUUUUUCUGUUCAUUUUAUUUACAUUUUGUUUCUACGUAUCCGCUCCCACACAUCCUACUAUCACGCUUUUUAUUUCCACAAUAGUAUUAGUAAUACUUCUUGUAAAAUAAAAUUUUUCUAAGGACUUAUGUAAUACUUAUACAAACAUUAUUUUAUGAUUACAUUUAUAUUGAUUAAAAUUUUUGUGGCUUUUUGCAA